AUGCCGUUCUUGCAACCAAAACUUCACCCCCUGCCUACGGGCAUCGACCUUAAGGGCAGAGUCGCAGUCAUCACAGGUGCCAGUUCUGGAAUGGGCCUGGAAGCCGCCCGCCAACUUCUCGUCCUCAAUAUCUCCACGGUUAUUCUGGCUGUCAGAAAUCCCUCGAAGGCAGAGGGAUGCAGACGUCAAUUGCUUGCAGAUUCGUCUGUCAAGAAGACGAACCCCAAUGCUGAAGUAAAGAUCAUGAAGGUGGAUAUGGGGGAUUACACCAGCGUUAGCACAUUCGCGGAUAACCUGGUCGCCGACGUGCCCAUUAUCGAUUAUCUGCUUCUAAAUGCCGGAAUUGGUGUUAUUGAGUUUGUCAAAUCGCCCGGUGGACACGAAAGUACCGCCCAAGUCAACUACUUUUCAAACGUACUUCUUCUCGCGAAGAUACUACCACACCUCGAAGCUAGCUCCGACAAGACUGGCAGAGCCGCUCGCGUUGCUUGGGUUGGAAGCCGUCGCCACGAGACCCCAAGUUGGGCAUCGAAGAAGCCCGUCAAAGAAAAUGAGACAGUCAUCAGCUAUCUGGACAAUCCCGAGAAUUUUGGUUUGGCGACCAAGUAUGGCGAUAGUAAAACUCUGUGCGCAAUGUUCAUGUACGAGUUGGCCCCGCGCUUGAAUAAUGACAAGGUUUUCAUUGAUAUGAUGUGUCCUGGCAUGGUUACUACAUCCAUGGGCUCCGAUCUUCCUAUCUACAUCCGUGCCCCUGUUGCGGUUUUGCGAUGUAUUAGGGGUCGUACUGCAGAGGAGGGCACCUGGGUUGUUUUGAACGCAGCUUUAGUUGCUAAUGACGGCGCCCAUGGUCGUUUCCUAUUAGACAAGGACAUACAAGAUAAAUCUGCAUACAUUGCAUCGCCUGCUGGGCAGAAGUUCGAGAAGCAGCUGUGGGACGAGACUAUUGCGGAAAUUGGCAAGCUGGCUACUUUACCUCCCGCAUUCGCUUCAAAGAUUUAG
This is a messenger RNA of Venustampulla echinocandica, 999 nucleotides long. RefSeq lists its product as uncharacterized. The coding region runs from base 1 to 999 and encodes 332 amino acids. The record is from RefSeq and is a predicted model, not a curated record. The transcript is spliced from 2 exons. Lineage: Eukaryota; Fungi; Ascomycota; Leotiomycetes; Helotiales; Pleuroascaceae.